This is a messenger RNA of Pistacia vera, 2559 nucleotides long. RefSeq names its product pentatricopeptide repeat-containing protein At4g35130, chloroplastic. Gene Ontology annotation, molecular function: zinc ion binding; protein binding; RNA binding. The transcript has a single exon. The record is from RefSeq and is a predicted model, not a curated record. NCBI's taxonomy places the organism in Eukaryota, Viridiplantae, Streptophyta, Magnoliopsida, Sapindales, Anacardiaceae. The coding region runs from base 74 to 2488 and encodes 804 amino acids. Gene Ontology annotation, biological process: RNA modification.
UCCACCGAGCUCUCGCUACGCAGCGCCAUGAUUUUUAACGACUAUUUUUUCUGAAUCUUGAACCAACCCAACAAUGGCGUCAGCAACCCUUCUUGUUCAGAGUUGCUUAUUUGACUCCAAAAGUACACCUCAAAACAUGUCGCCAAAGCACCCCAAAACCCCAAAAACUGAUAUUAUCAAUUCAAGAACCUCAAAAUCGACCUAUCUCCGUAAAACCAAACUGAAAACUUCGAAAACAUGGGAAAUUGAACCAGGAGUUCUCAAACUGACACGGGCUCUUAUUGGAUUUGUUGAAUCUGGGUCGAUGGAUGAUGCACUCUAUCUGUUUGAUAAAAUGGAUUAUCUGGAUUCUUAUAUAUGGAAUGUUAUGAUAAGAGGGUUUACAAAUAAUGGAUUGUUUGAAAAAGCAAUGGAGUUUUAUCGUAGAAUGAAAAUUGAAGGGUUCAGGGCUGAUAAUUUUACAUACCCGUUUGUGAUUAAAGCGUGUGGCGGGUUGUUGUCGUUGAUUGAAGGAGAAAAGGUUCACGCGAAGUUGUUUAAAUGUGGAUUAGACUUGGAUAUCUAUGUGUGUAAUUCUCUUAUUGUUAUGUACAUGAAGCUUGGGUUUGUGAAGUCCGCCGAAAAGGUGUUUGAUGAAAUGCGUAUAAGAGAUUUGGUCUCUUGGAAUUCUAUGAUUAGUGGGUAUCAUAGUGUUGGUGAUGGUUUUAGCGCUUUGAGUUGUUUUAAAGAAAUGCGAAAUUAUGGAAUGGAAUAUGAUAGGUUUAGUGUGAUUAGUGGUGUUGGUGCGAGUUCUGUUGAGUAUUGUGUAAAAAGUGGCAAGGAGAUUCAUUGCCAUGUGAUCAAAAGUGGACUUGAAACAGACAUUAUGGUUCAGACAUCACUUAUUGAGAUGUAUGGCAAAUGUGGUGUGGUCGAUUAUGCAGAGAGGGUGUUUAAUAGGAUUAUUUCAAGGAAUAUUGUUGCUUCAAAUGCUAUGAUUGGUGCUUAUGUGCUGAACGCUCGUUUUCUCGAGUUAUUCACUUGCUUGAAAAAUAUGCAAGAGGCUGAUAAGUUGAAUCCUGACGCUAUUACAAUGAUUAACUUGCUUCCGUCUUGCUCACAAUUGGGAGCUCUCUUGGAAGGUAAAUCUAUUCAUGGCUAUGCCAUCAGGAAAGGGUUUCUACCUCAUUUAGUUUUGGAAACUGCUUUAGUUGAUACAUAUGGACAGCGUGGGGAGCUGAAAGCAGCAGAAUGUAUAUUUGAGAGCAUGACGGAAAAAAACUUGGUAACGUGGAAUGCCAUGAUUGCUGGUUACGUACAGAAUGGGCAGAACGAGGAAGCCUUAGAAUUGUUUCAGGACCUAUGGAGUGAACCUCUUAAACCAGAUGCAAUUACAUUUGCAAGCAUCCUACCUGCCUAUGCUGAAAUCGCCACAUUGAAUGAGGGUAGGCAAAUCCAUGCUCUUGUCACAAAAUUUGGACUUAUUUCAAAUACAUUUAUUUCAAAUUCAAUGGUUUACAUGUAUGCAAAAUGCGGAGAUCUCGAAACUGCUAGAAUACUUUUUGAUGGCAUAUUGUGUAAGGAUGUCAUCUCAUGGAACGUGAUCAUUAUGGCCUAUGCCAUUCACGGGUUGGGGAAGACCUCCAUCCAGUUGUUUCUUGAGAUGCAGGAAAAGGGCAUAAGACCCGAUGCGAGGACUUUUGCUUCCCUAUUAUUAUCUUGCAGCAUUUCUGGCAUGGUGGAUGAGGGGUGGAAUUACUUUGACUUAAUGAAAAUCGAUUAUGGGAUUGAUCCCGGAAUUGAGCACUAUGGUUGUAUUAUUGAUCUUCUGGGCCGCACCAGGAAUAUUGACCAAGCCAAGCGUUUCAUUGAAGAAUUGCCACUGGUCCCAACAGCCAGGAUAUGGGGUUCUUUGUUGACUGCAAGCAGAGUAAACAGUGACAUAGUCUCAGCUGAAUUUGCCGCUAGGCAUAUUCUAUCAUUGGAACAUGAUAAUACAGGUUGUUAUGUCUUGCUUUCCAAUAUGUAUGCAGAAGCUGGGAGGUGGGUAGAUGUAGAGCGGAUUAAAAGUAUUAUGGAGAAUGAAGGACUAGAAAAGACAAUUAGCUGCAGCGUGGUUGAGGAAAAUGGUAAAACUCACCGGUUUAUCAAUCACGACAGAUCCCACAACAAAAUUUACAUGAUUUAUAAUGUGUUGGACAUUCUAUCGAGGCAUAUAGGAGAAGACAUUUAUGUUAAUAGUCUAUGUAAGUUUAGUCCAGCAAACUUGAUGAUGAAAAGAGCAAAAUCACCAGCGAAUCACAGUGUAAGAUUGGCCAUUUGUUUCGGUUUGAUUUCCACAACUAUCCAAGAUCCUGUUCUUGUAAGAAACAACACUAGAGUAUGUGAAGCUUGCCAUAGUGCUGCCAAAAAGAUGUCAAAAAUCACUAGAAGAGAGUUGAUAGUGAGGGAUCCUAAGGUCUUUCACCACUUCAGAGAUGGGUAUUGCUCUUGUGGAGAUUACUGGUGACUGCAGUUAUUCCACAAACACCCAGAGAAAAUAACUUGUAGAAGUUUGUACAAAUUACCCAAAACUAUACA